AUGGGCGGCGGCGACGUGUGGAACGCCCUGCGCGGGCAGGUCGUGCACACGGGGAAGCACGCGGAGGUGUGGGAGAACAUGGACAAGUUCGACCGCGGCCGACGCGAGGCCGCGGACGCGGCCGCGCGAGGAGGAGGAGAUCGAGGAUCCGAUCGAGGAGGAAGAGAGGGAGGAGGAUCCGCAUCCGCCGAUGGGAACGUCGGCGGGUACAGGAAAGUCCGCGGCCCGGACGGGCAGAUGAUGUCCGGGGCGCAGAUGAGGAACGCGCGGAACGCGGAGGGGACCGUCGACUGGAAGGAAAAGUUCAGCAACGACACGCGCUUCUCGAGCGCGAUCGGGUCGACGCGCUCGAAGAAGGACAAAGUCGUGGACAUCGACAAGAUGGCCGCGGCGGCGAAGGCGUACGCCGCGGCGCAGCGCGCGAAGGCGGAGGCGGAGGGAUGCGGCGGCGGGGACGGCGGCGAGGACGCCGGCGGUCGCGGCGACGUCGCCGCGGGCGAGAAGAGGAAGAGGGACGGCGGCGACGACGGACGCGAGCGCGCGACGAUCAUGACGACGACGAAUUCGACGAUUUUGACGGACGCCUCGGGCGCGACGGAGGACCGACCGCCGUUCGCGCUCAAGCCGGACGACCCCGCGCUCCUGAAGCGCGUGCAGAAGGUGGCGGAGUUCGUCGUGAAGAACGGUAAGAAGUUCGAGGACGUCACGCGCGAGAAGCAGCGGGACAACCGCGUCGAGUUUUCGUUCCUGUGGCCAGGCGGCGAAGGCGUGGACUACUACGCGUGGCUGAAGCACUGCCUGAAGAACGGGAUGAACCCGGAGACGCCUCCCGGGGUGGAGGGCGGCGGCGGGUUCGACGCCGCGAAGCUCGCGGAGGCGGCGAGGCGCAUCGCGGAGGCCGCCGCGGCGACGGAGAGCGGCGGCGGUCGAAACGCCGCGCAGGCGGCCGUUACGAACGCGAACGUCGACGACGACGCGAAGAGGGCGUCUGCCGCGAAGACGAAGACGAAGACGUCCGCCGUCGUCGCCGCCGCCGCCGCCGCCGCCCCGGUCCCGGUCGUCGCGAAGGUGGGCGCGUGGCAGGCGGUGAAAGACGCCGAGGGGAAGACGUACUACUGGAACAAGGACACGGGCGCGACGACGUGGGACCCUCCGCCGGGGUUCUUGUGA
Molecule: messenger RNA, 1170 nt
Organism: Micromonas pusilla CCMP1545
Lineage: Eukaryota; Viridiplantae; Chlorophyta; Mamiellophyceae; Mamiellales; Mamiellaceae
Exons: 2
Coding region: 1-1170 (389 amino acids)
Biological process (GO): intracellular calcium ion homeostasis; RNA processing
Cellular component (GO): perinuclear region of cytoplasm
Molecular function (GO): protein binding; RNA binding
Source: RefSeq, a predicted model, not a curated record